Messenger RNA from Corythoichthys intestinalis (scribbled pipefish), 2235 nucleotides. It is a transcript of the gene smpd1, whose product is annotated as sphingomyelin phosphodiesterase 1. The record is from RefSeq and is a predicted model, not a curated record. The transcript is spliced from 8 exons. Gene Ontology annotation, cellular component: lysosome. Gene Ontology annotation, biological process: ceramide biosynthetic process; sphingomyelin catabolic process. Bases 180 to 1949 code for a protein of 589 amino acids. Lineage: Eukaryota; Metazoa; Chordata; Actinopteri; Syngnathiformes; Syngnathidae. Gene Ontology annotation, molecular function: acid sphingomyelin phosphodiesterase activity.
CAAUCAGCUGACUUUGUGACUUCCUUAAGAGAAGUCAGUCAGCAGCGGGCGGUCUCGGCUGACAGCGCCCGGCAACUGGGUGCGAAGACUUCAGAACUUUAGUUCCACGACGCCUAUUCUUUGGGAGUCCCCGUCAGAGAAGCGACACACGACGAAAUAUACAGGCUUUUGCUGGAACAAUGGCUCAACUGCCCAUACCGCAGUGGCACUUCGGGAUGCUGACCUGCGCUCUAUUGUUCUUGCUACCUUUGUGCUGCUCAAGUCACCCAACGCUCAUCUCAGAUCAGCCCGACUUUGUCAUGGAGCGUCUCAGUCUGCCAAUGUUCAAAUUCAACUGGACGAGCAUCUCCUGCCGCGUGUGUCAGGCACUCUUCACCAUGUUGGAUGUGGCACUCCUGAGCGACAUCAAUGAAGAGCGGGUGGCGCGGGCUGUCCGGGAGGCCUGCAUCCGUCUCCACAUAGCCGACGAGCAGGUGUGUCACGACAUCACCGAGCUUUUCCGGGACGACUUCAUCCGGGCCUUGCAGGAGUCCCUCCUGUGGCCCACUGAGGCGUGCGCCGUUCUAGUGGGGCCCUCCUGCGGCAAGUUUGACAUCUACGCGGCGUGGAACGUCACUCUGCCCAAAGAUCCCAAGCCUCCCGUUACGCCACCUGUACCUCCUAAACCCGGCUCACCCCAGAGCAGGGUGCUGUUUCUCACAGACAUUCAUUGGGACAAAGAAUACGUGACGGGGAGUCCUGCUGACUGUAAGGAGCCUCUUUGCUGCCGUAAUGAUUCCGACUCGCUCUCAAGGCGGCGCAAGGAGGCAGGCUACUGGGGAGCGUACAGCAAAUGCGACCUGCCCCUCAGGACUGUGGAAAACCUCCUGGAAAACGCCGCCGCGACUGGCCCUUGGGACUGGGUCUACUGGACGGGAGACAUCCCGGCGCACAACGUCUGGUCUCAGACCAGGAAACAGCAGCUGUCGGAACUUACCGUCAUCACCAGGCUCAUUCAGAAAUACCUCGGGCCUAACGUGACGGUCUAUCCUUCCAUCGGUAACCACGAGAGCACACCAGUAAACAGCUUUCCUCCACCUUUUGUUCACGGGAACCGAUCCUCCGCCUGGCUUUAUGACACCAUGGCUGACGAGUGGUCGCCAUGGCUGCCGGAGCAGGCUCUGAAGACCCUGAGAUACGGAGGAUUUUACACGACGGAGAUCCAGCCGGGCUUGAGGCUAGUUUCCCUCAACAUGAACUUUUGCGCACGGGAGAACUUCUGGCUCAUGGUGAACUCGACCGACCCCGCCAACCAACUGCAGUGGCUGGUCCAUGUACUUCAAACUAGCGAAGACAAGAGCGAGAAGGUUCACAUCAUUGGUCAUAUUCCACCUGGUCUGUGUUUGAGUAGCUGGAGCUGGAACUACUAUCAUAUCGUCAACAGAUAUGAAAGUACUAUUACAGGCCAGUUUUUUGGACACACCCAUUAUGACGAAUUCCAGAUGUUUUAUGAUGGGGAGACCUUGACUCGUCCGUUGGGGGUUGCCUUCAUUGCUCCCAGCGUGACCACCUACAUCAAUUUAAACCCCGGUUACCGUGUCUACUACGUAGAUGGGAACUAUCAAGGAAGUUCCCGACUGGUUGUGGACCACGAGACCUACAUCCUCAACUUGACCGAAGCCAACCAACCACCAGGAAAACCCAAGUGGACUCUGCUGUACCGUGCCACAGAGGCUUACGGGCUCUCCAGCCUUUUCCCCCUUGACUUAGAGGGCCUCGUACGGGGCUUCAUCGCGGACGACCGCCUCUUCCAGAAGUUUUGGUACUUCCGACACAAGGGGCACGUUUCCGAGCCGUGCAAGGAGACGUGCAAAACCGCCACCAUGUGCUUUUUGAGAAGCGGACGAUACGACUUGCUGCAGCAGUGUCACCUCUCCGGUGGUGUCAAAAUGAGACAAACUCUGUGUUAGGACAAGCUUGUUUCAGGGAGAAUAUCCGUGACAUUCGAGUGGUGCGUCAAUGCUCGUUUCCAGCUCAAAAUGUCCUCUGUUGACUUGAAAUGCAACCAUUUUUGGUCCCAAUCAAUCUCAAAAGUUGUCUGCACUUUAUUUAAUGUUAGCAAAUAAGUAGCGAAUCCAAAUGAGGUAUGCAGUAGUAUUCUACUUCAUUUGACACAAAAGGUCCAUCUGUAUUAAGACACCAAUUGUAGCUUGAUUUCAUGUAUAAAUUGUGAAUAAAAUAAGAUUUUCAUACUAA